AUAGAUACAGUGGGGUUUUCCUUCUGGAUUAACUUUCAUAGCCUUUCUAAAAUAAAUUAAUUCUGAUCCCAAAUGAGUUUUUUAGUACUUAAUGACAAAUGAGUUAUUCAGUCCUUAAUGAACCCCUGCAAUGCUUAAAAUUAAAGGGUUGGCAGGAUCAAAGCCAUAGAUUGUGUAGAUGGCAACUGCCUCUCAUAUAACCUGAGAGACAAGAUGGGUGAGAUGAUAUCUUUUAAUAGAUUAGUCUCUGUUGGUGAGAGAAAAGCUUUUGGGCUACAUAACCUGUCACCUCUCCUUGCAGUCCCUCAGUAUUUCCUGCCAUUUCUGAUCGUAGCUUCCCACCGUCAUUUAAAUAAAUCAGCAACGUUUUCUGAGCCCCCUUUCUCCCAGCAGGACAGUGGGGUCUUGCCGCCUAUUAAAUCAGAACCAAGGCCAGUAGCAAUUUUGCCGGAAUGGUGGGUCCUACUUUCCCCAGCCCUCUGGAGGCUGCAGGGAGCGUUUCCGACCGUGGGUGGCGCAGCAGAGCUUCUCCCCAAACCUGGAGGUAGGUGGAGGAGGAAGCAGCCGCCGCUGUCGCUUUGAAAGCCUAGAAAGACAGCACAAUGCUUCGGCUGGGGAGAGCUGCAGCUGGGUGCAGGGCGCUCGCUGCGCCGCACCCCGGCGGGGCCGGGGGCCACAGCAAGAGAUCCUCGUCCGGGGGGAAGGAGAUCCUGGUCAACGUGCACGGCGGGGAAAGCAGCGGAAUUGCUGAAAUCCUGAUGAACAGAGCCCAUGCCAAAAAUUCACUGGGAAAAGUACUUGUUAAUGAACUAUUCAGAGCUCUAGAAAGUCUCCGUUGUGAUGAAAGGAUCCGUGUGGUAGUUUUUAAAAGUGAAGUAAAAGGCGUGUUUUGUGCAGGUGCUGACUUAAAGGAGCGGGCACAAAUGAAUGAUACUGAAGUUGGACACUUUGUUCACAGGCUGAGAAGUUUAAUGGAUGAAAUUGCUGCACUGCCUGUGCCCACAAUAGCUGCAAUAGAAGGCUAUGCAUUGGGUGGGGGAUUGGAAUUGGCAUUAGCAUGUGAUCUUCGAAUAGCAGCUUCAUCAGCUAAAAUGGGCCUGAUUGAGACCACGAGAGGACUUCUUCCUGGUGCAGGUGGAACCCAACGCCUGCCCCGCUGUAUUGGAAUAGGUCUUGCUAAGGAACUCAUUUUCACUGGCAGACAGAUUGAUGGACAACAAGCACUCUCAAUAGGAUUAGUAAACCACACAGUGCCACAGAAUGAUGAAGGGGAUGCUGCUUACCAGAGAGCAUUAACCUUAGCUAAAGAAAUUGUUCCUCAGGCUCCCAUAGCUGUGAAAAUGGGUAAACGGGCAAUAAACAGAGGGAUAGAGGUGGAUAUUGCAUCGGGGAUGGCUAUUGAGGGAAUGUGUUAUGCACAGGAUUCCUAUGAAUGCUAGAUGGACUCCUGCACCUACCUUAGACCCUAACUUGGUCAUCUUACUGAAUAAGAAUUGCAUGUUUUACUAAAUUUAGCUAUAUGUACCCACAUACGCAAGUUCUAGCAUAGGCCCUUGCAUUGUGAUGGUUUGGGGCUGGUUGAGUUGGACACUAGAUUGCUGUUGCGCUGUAUGUAUUUUCUGGUUAGGUUGAAAAAAAUAUUUCAGGAGCAUGCAAGACCUUCUCUUCCAGUGGAAUAUUUUCCUUGUAUCCUCAGUUAUUUUGGGCUUAUGGAUCUUACUAUACGUCAUGGAGGACAGGUCCCUUAAAUUCAAUGGCAUUGUCCAGUGGACUGCAUCUGGUACUCAUGUGCUGGGCCCUACACUGAAUGUUAUUUAACCUUUUACCUUUUCCUCUCUGUAAGAUGUGGCAGUUGACAUCCUUACUUCUGAGAUGUUGAUUUAAUAUCCAUAAAAGCUUUUACAUCUAAGUAUAUUGACAGUGAUUUUAAUUCAGUAUUGGCUGCCUAACUUUACAAAAGAAACUGCUUUUUUAUUUUAAUGCAGAAUAUUCCUACAAGAGACCGCCAGGAAGGGAUGGCUGCAUUCAGAGAGAAACGUCCACCCCAGUUUAUUGGGGAAUAGCCCUCCAAGGAUUUCCUUAUUCCAGGGCAUGAUUCUUUAGGAAGUAAAAUGGAGAUGCAGAACCGUAAACUUAUUGAAAUUGUUAAAUAUUGAAUUCUAUAAGCUUAAUUCUUUGCCAUGGUCACUGCUACAUUCCUGGACACUCCAUAGGAGACAGUUUUACAAGGAUAAUUAAGGUAUUGAAUAGUUUCAUUAACAAAAAAAACAAGGCUUUUUAGACUGGUAAGGCUAUGAAUGACUAAAGUCAUAUGAAAACUGGGAUUGUACACUAAGCUGUCAGGAGAGAGAGCCCUUUGCUACAGGUCCAAAUCCAAAAACAGGUUCACAGUGAAUGAAAGACCAGUACAAUGGUCCAGCUGAAAGAAUUUGAUCUCUGUUCAUUUGAAGUGGGCACUAUAUCUGCUUGUAAUUACAACAGAAACUUAUUUGGCCUAGUACAUGUAGGUGUUCAGGCCUGAAAGGGAAAGCAUAUACUGUUAUUCAUCAUGGGAUCUUGCCUAAAUUAAUUUCAGAACUCAUUAUCAAUUUUUGGAAUGCAAAGUUAUUUUAUGUUUCCUCUUUUUGUAUUGUAUGUAAACCACAAAUAAACUCUGUGCCUU
Dermochelys coriacea (leatherback sea turtle) is the source of this 2662-nucleotide messenger RNA. It is a transcript of the gene ECHDC2, whose product is annotated as enoyl-CoA hydratase domain containing 2. Lineage: Eukaryota; Metazoa; Chordata; Testudines; Dermochelyidae. Gene Ontology annotation, cellular component: mitochondrion. The transcript is spliced from 10 exons. Gene Ontology annotation, molecular function: enoyl-CoA hydratase activity. The record is from RefSeq and is a predicted model, not a curated record. Gene Ontology annotation, biological process: fatty acid beta-oxidation. The coding region runs from base 603 to 1439 and encodes 278 amino acids.